Molecule: messenger RNA, 1685 nt
Organism: Gasterosteus aculeatus aculeatus (three-spined stickleback)
Lineage: Eukaryota; Metazoa; Chordata; Actinopteri; Perciformes; Gasterosteidae
Source: RefSeq, a predicted model, not a curated record
AAUCGCGUUUCUCAUUUUUGGCCCCACCGGGCUACUGUACUCCGGCAAUCACUGAUAGCACAAGCGACAGUAUCCGACUAACUUACACCUCCACGAACAGGUGAAAGUCUUCAAUAGCAACUGUCCCGUUGAGUUUUCCUUCCCGAGACAAAAAUGGCAUCGUCUGCAAUGAUCACCGUCCCCACCACCGCCUCCCGCUUCGCCCUGCUCCAGAUAGACUCUGAUUCGGACUCCGAUGGCUCCGAUGCGGGGAAGACCAAAACGGGGCGCGACGGUAAGCCUCGGGCGGGGAAGGCAGGAGCCGCCGGGGGCAAAGCGGCUCCGUGCAACGACAAGAAGAAGGACAAGAAGAAGAAGAGGAGGGAGCAGCAGCAGACCGAGGCGAACGAGCUACGCAAUCUGGCCUUCAAGAAGAUUCCUCAGAAGUCUGGUGGCCAGCCUCCCCUGAUGACACUGUCAGGAAUAGCCGGUGAACUUCUCAGUCCUGCAGCAGCGGGCCACAAGAUGCCUGCGGAGGGGUGGCAGCAGUGGAAGCGGCGGGAUGAGCAGAUAACCUCUGAGCUGUAUGAGGCCGACCUGGAAAAGGCUUUGAUCUUAAGUAAACUGGAGUUUGAACAAAACAAACCGCCCAACAACAACACAAACUCAUCCUCGCCAAAGUCUAGAGGAGGAAAAGAGGGUGGAGGGAAAAAGGACAAAAAGAAGAGUCAGCAGGCGAAAGACAAAAAGACAGUUUCACUGCAGGACUUCCAGGCCGAGGGCAGUGCAGAACAUUUGAGUAAGAAACAAGAGAAAGAGGACGCCAGAGUGGCGAACCUAGCGUUGGGGGUCGGGCAGGAGGAGCGUUUUUUCAACAAGCUGGAGGAUGACGUCACUCGGAUCAUCCAGCAGGAGAAGAGGCGCGAGCAGUACACCAACAGCCACGGACAGGAAGUCACCAGCACGACAGAACACGAACCGGAUCCCCGAGCAGAGCAACUAAAGUACGAUCUGGAGAAGAAAGACCAGGAAAUUGACAAACUAAAGAAGAACAUCUCUCAGUGGGAGGGGAAAUACAAAGAGGUAAAGGCAAGAAAUUCCCAGCUGCUUAAGAUGCUCCAGCAGGGAGAGAUGAAAGAUAAAGCAGAACUCUUACUUCAGGUCGAGGAGCUACUACACAUAAAAGAAGAACUGUCAUUACAGGUCGCAUCACUACACGGUGCCCUUGAACAAGAACGGUCUAAAGUCAAAGGUCUGCAAUCAGAACAACCAAAACAUCAGGGAAACAAGAAAGGGAAGCGAGGCCCAGAGGUGGAUCUCUGAAGGGCUCAGAUGGCCUUCAAAGUAAAAUGAGUAAACAAAUGAAGGAAAGCAUUGCUGAUCAUAACCACGGUUCUCCCACUGAUCUUACUUUUUUUUCCAGGCUCCAUGUCAGCAUAUAAUGCAUGCCCCCAAAAUUAAACACACACAUGGAAUACACCCCAGAGACAGCAGGAUGUAUUACACAGCGGAACAAAUAUUGCAGAUGUUUUUUAAAAUGAUUACCUUUAAACUUUGUGUUGAAAUGGUGGCCUGGCAGGAGGUGCUGCCCUCUGCAGGCACGCACAACUCUUUUGUGUGUUGUCUACUGCCAAAAUGUUUGGUUUCUUCUUUUUUUUUUUUUUCUUUCUCACUGUUGAGGUAAAUAAAAUACAUUUUCAGUGAAA